UAACUUCUCGUACGCCAAGUAGAGGACCUCACGCUGGCUUGUUGCACGCAAGUAAGAUCAAGUAAGAUCAUAUAAAACAAAAAAAAAAGGGCGUGGAGUUUAAUUGGGCGCGACUAAUAGGCACGCCGCUAAAUCGCUGUCGUGGCCAUGGGUAAGACGCCAAAGAAGGCGGCCCCUGGGGGCGAUGAGAGGAAUUUGUACGUUCGGAGGCUUAAGGCAACGACCGCGCCGUCGAGAGCUUCUGAAUCUAGCUUGCCUGAGAGACAGCGCGAGUACGAGAAUUCGAACAGGCUAAAACUGGCUGGAAUACAGAAAAGAAUACCACCUGGGCCAGGGAAGAAUUUUAAGAGCAAACUUCGUCCUCCAACAAAAAUUGAACAUCAAACAAAGCAACACAAAAUACUAUUAAAAAAUCCAGAAAUAAAAAAUACACACAUGCACCAGGAUCGGAAGAUCAAAUUGAAUGUUUCAAUUCAAAAAGAAAAUGUUACAGAAGAAAACGGUAACAACAAAGCUGCCGAAACUGAGAAAUCUGCUAUGAGCAAAGAACAUAUUGAUCAUGCCUAUGAAAAUAUUUCAAGCGAGCUUCAAACUACAAAAACUAUCCAGGAAGUAUUUGUUGUGGAGAAUAAAACUAUUCCCCAAGAAAAAGAAGUAUUAUUAGGAGAUGUUGACACUGAAACCAAAGAGGAACAAGAGGCAAAUGAUAUUAAAUUGAUAUACGAAGCGGAACCAAUUUCUUUAAGCAAUGGAAAAGAAAUAUUAGACGAUAAACAACCAAAGGACGAUGGACAGGGAGAAGAAUUACUUCCAGCACCAGAGGAAAUGAAGAAUGAUAUAAAUGAGAAAGAAGAGAUGCAAAGUGAAGCUCCAACCAACAAUGAAAGUUGUUCGGUCGACAACGUUGUUGAAUCUACAACAUCAGAAUUAUCCGAAACGUCGGAAUCCAUUAUUCAGAGCGACAUACAGAAAGAUAAAGAAAGUAUUGAUGACACUAUAAAUGAUCCAUCAUUUAUUUCCUAUGAUUCAUCUAUAAUGUUAAAAGAUGUAAAAAUUAGACUCAAUGAUUGUCUGAAAGAUAAUUUGAAGCUCUACGACGUAAGCAAUACGGAAGGUAUACCGAAUCAACUGUUAAAAGACCAGUCAUUUGGAAGGACGCUGAGAAACAUCUCGGGAAGACAUUCCAUCGGUCGAAUGCGACAUGUUACUUUGCGUGAGAAUAGGAUAUCACCGAAUAGUUCUCUUUUCGUCAAUACCUCUACUAUGUCCAUGCCACAGGAUGAAGGAAUUGAAUCUAAAAUCUUACCUUAUGGUGCUGGUUUACUAUCCGAUAGUUUCUCUAUGAAUGGUAGCCCAUUAGACAGAAAACGCAGAAUUGAAACAGGAAAUUGGAGUUCGGCGAAAAAGCAGAAAACGGAUGAAGAAAGUAGCAUUUUCAAUACAUCUAUUAAUCUAUUGAAAGGUUUACGUAUACCUAGUAUGCAGGUAUCCACACCAAAAGCUACACCUUAUAAAUUUGAAUCUACCAAGUUAGACAUUAGUGGGAUAAAAAAUGAUGACAAUAAAAUGACGGCUGAACCAAUGGAGAGUACAAAGAAAUGGUGUGUCAUCAUGUAAGCUAUCAUGACAGUCAAGGUAUUAUUAUACAGAAAAAAGGGAAAAAAUUGUAUAUUUUC
Messenger RNA from Mycetomoellerius zeteki, 1676 nucleotides. RefSeq lists its product as uncharacterized. Lineage: Eukaryota; Metazoa; Arthropoda; Insecta; Hymenoptera; Formicidae. The record is from RefSeq and is a predicted model, not a curated record.